This is a messenger RNA of Hyalella azteca, 3506 nucleotides long. Its product is annotated as transducin beta-like protein 3. Gene Ontology annotation, biological process: endonucleolytic cleavage to generate mature 5'-end of SSU-rRNA from (SSU-rRNA, 5.8S rRNA, LSU-rRNA); endonucleolytic cleavage in 5'-ETS of tricistronic rRNA transcript (SSU-rRNA, 5.8S rRNA, LSU-rRNA). Gene Ontology annotation, cellular component: 90S preribosome; small-subunit processome; nucleolus. NCBI's taxonomy places the organism in Eukaryota, Metazoa, Arthropoda, Malacostraca, Amphipoda, Hyalellidae. The record is from RefSeq and is a predicted model, not a curated record. The transcript has 16 exons. Gene Ontology annotation, molecular function: U3 snoRNA binding; protein binding. Bases 1 to 3486 code for a protein of 1161 amino acids.
AUGGCUCUAGAUGUGCCAUCAGUUUCUUCAGGCCUGUCCAUCAGAUAUGAAGUUGACAAAAAUUGCCCUGCAUUCUUUGUGGGAUCGAAAUUCCAGAUCAGCAAAGAUGGAGAGCAUCUACUGUGUGACAACAUAUCCAACAUUGCAGUUGUUGAUGUGUCAACUGGACAAGCUGCUAAGAAAAAUCCUAAUGUAACUGCAACUAUUGAAAACAAGGAUAUUGUGUCUUUACCAGAAAAUGAUGAUGAAGAUGAAGGCCCAGAAGAUGCUUUCAAAAAUGCCAGGAUUGAGAUGGAUGAAGCUGAUGGUGUGACAUCAUUUAAACUUUCUCCUGAUGGUACCAAAUUAAUAAUCGCAACCAAAACACUCCUGUUGAAACUUUAUUCAUGGCCAGACAGAACACUUAUAAAACAAUUUCGUUCAUAUCAUAGAGCUCACAUUACAUGCCUUGACUGGGACCUCUCAUCAACGCUUGUUGUGAGUGGCUCUGCUGAUCAAACUGCUCGUGUUUGGGACACUAGAAGAUCAUGUUCAACUCACAGCCUCAGAGAUACUGUUGGUGUAUUUGGAUGCGUCACUUUUCAUUCAAACUUGCAAGAAAAUCCAUAUGUCUAUGCUGGUGUCAUGACCGUGCUGUGUGCCUGGAAGCUCAGCGCUGGCAGCUCCGAGUUGGUGCACAAGUUUGACAGCGCUCACUUCAUGAACAUAACUUGCAUUGAGGUUACAAGAGAUGGCAAGCAUCUGGUGAGCUGCGGACUGGACCGUAUUGUUAUUUUAUGGAAUGCUGCACCAAUGGAACAAGUCAAGGUGGUGAUGGUGGGUCAGGCAGUGGGAGCUGCUGUCGUCCUACCCAAGACAGAUGAAACUGAAGGUGUCUCAGUCUUACUGGGAGGAGAAACAGGAAAUCUAAGCAUUUGGCGAGUAGACUCAGGAAAAGAAGUACUCCGCACGCCCAAGCCCCUCGUGGAGCCCAUUCCAGGAGAUGAACGAGGCAGCCUUUGCAUCACUGGCAUGAUGCUCUGCCCCGCCCUGAAGUCUGUUGUUGUGUCUUCCUACGACAACAACAUUCUCUUCGUCCACACUGAGCAUCUAAAGCUAUGGAAAAUGUUUUGUGGAUACAAUGAGCAAGUGCUAGCUACAAUUUUUGUCACGUCCCUUCCCGCCAAGAAGAAAAAAGAGAAGAAAGAGAAGUGCAAUGUUGAUGGCGGAGAUCAUUCUUUUCUGGUCGUAGCUACUAACAGCUCUCAGCUGCGCCUGUACCGCCUGAGCGACAUGAGCUGUCGUCUCCUGCACGGCCACACGGACGGCGUCAUGGCGCUGGCCAAGCAUCCGCAUCUCACUGACGUGUUUGCCUCCAGUUCCCGCGAUGAGAGCGUGCGUGUGUGGCGCGUCACGGACGACUUCGACGCCGUGUGCGUGGCUGUGGCGAGCGGCCACACGCACCGCGUCGCUGCCAUCGCACUUGGAAUGGACAUUCUAAUAAGUGGUAGCAAAGACACGUGCAUCAAGCGGUGGCUCAUCAACGAAGAGAAGCUCACCGUCAUCAAGAAGGAACUGCUGGAAGAAGCCAAGAAGAAACGCAGCAAAGACGCAGCCAUCAAGCAAGAGCUCAUCUCGUCUGCUGACGCAAUGGUGCCCAACUCGCUGGUGUGCGCUGCCACGCAAGUGGGGCACGAGAAAGACAUCAACUGCAUCUGCGUCGCUCCUAAGGACAAGCUCGUCGCCACGGCUUCAGAGGACAGAACCAUUAAGGUAUGGAGUGGAGACAGACUAUCCCUGGAAGGCACGCUGCGGGGACACAAGCGUGGCGUGUGGAGCGUCCAGUUCUCUCCUGUGGACAAACUCCUCGUCUCGAGCAGCGCUGACGGCACGCUGGCUAUUUGGCUUCUUGAAUCCAUGACGCUCGCAAAGACGUUGUCAGGCCACGAGUGCGGAGUACUGAACGUGUCAUGGCUCAACCGUGGACUGCAGCUCGUCUCGACAUCUGCGUCAGGCAUCGUGAAGAUCUGGGAGGUGAAAACAUCCACGUGCCUCGACUCGUUGUCUGCUCACGACGAGCAGCGCGUGUGGGCGGUCGAUGUGUCGCACGACGGCGAGAAGAUCGUCACUGGAGGGGAAGACUCCAAGAUCAUCGUGUGGCGAGACGUGACGCAGACGGUGCUAGCCAAGCAGGCUGAAGAGAAGCAGAGGAUUGAGAGCGAGCAGCAAACUCUCGCUAACUUGAUGCGGGAGCAACGAUGGGCUGAGGCUUUGGUUUUCACUCUGAAGCUCGACCAGCCUUUCAAUUCACUCAAGGUAAUCAAAGGCCUGCUGAGGUCCUCAGGACGUGUCGGGCUGGGCCAGGUUCUAGGUAGCCUAGAACCUCAUCACCUCGGCGCUCUCAUCAAAUUUGCCUGCAAGUGGAACACGAGAGCGGCUACGUGCACCUAUGCUCAGGAAAUCAUGUACCUGUUGUUAUCAACUCGUACUCCCGAGGAGCUGGACGAGAUUCCUUUCUGGUCGUCGAGCUUAGCAGCGUUGAGCAGCUACAGCAGCCGGCACUACAGCCGCGCUGCGUCGCUGCACCAGUCCGCCUGCGUCAUCAAUUACUGUGCGUCCCUCGUCUCUAUGACGCGGGCCGUGCAAGCUAUUGACAUCACUGACAGGCUGGGUUCCGAAGAAGAGGAAGAUAUCGACGACAUGGCCAUUCUGAACUUUCUUCAACCCAUUAAAGAAGAAAAGCCAGAGGCCAAAAAUGAUUCUUCGUCUGAUUCAUCAGAAUCUGAAGAAGAACGUGACGAUGCAAUCGGAUCUACUCUUGAUAAUAGCGAUGUUUCAAUGGCUUCUGACGAUGAAGGAACGAACGAGACUCAAAUUAAGAAGAAGAAGAAAAAGAAAUCGAAGGCCGCUCAUGUAGAAGAUUUAGACGCUGGAUAUGUACAAGAAGCGCCUGUUCAUUCGGAAGAAGAAGACAAUGCAAAUGAUAAUGGUAACGACAGCUGGGACGACGAAGGCGUUGCGAGCGAAGAAGGCUUCGAGUCUGAUGACGAUAAGGAGGAAUACAAUCGUUCUGACGAAGAUGGUUCUUUUGGCUCGUCGCGGAGCUUUCGUGGUUCUGCGUUACACCGAGUAGGCUCAGACAGAGACUCGCAGUUCAGCAAUAGAGGGAGAGGCUUCGGUGAUGAUAGAGGCUUCAGGGGAGGAUUUGGGGGAAGAUCUAGAGGACGAGGUGGGCUCAGUGAUGGAAGGGGAAGAGGUGGAUUUGGUGGAGGCAGAGGUAGAGGAGGAUUUGGUGGCGACAGAGGUAGAGGUAAAUUUUGCGGGGAAAGAGGUAGAGGAGGAUUCGGUGGAGGCAGAGGGAGAGGUGGAUUUGGAGGCAAUCGGGGAAGAGGAGGCUUUGGUGGAGAUAGAGGACGGGGUAGUCGUGGAUUUGGAAGUGACCGAGGUCGAGGAUUCCAACGUGGAAGAGGCCGAGGAAGCUCCAGACCCACUCUAAGUCUUUUUUAAAUAAAGUUUUCUGGAAAGUU